AAGAAAGAUUCAUCUUCAUUCACUGAACCGUGGCCUUAUAAACCCCAACAACAACAACAACAACGAGACACUGAACCGUGUGUUCUGGUACUGUAACCUUUGUAGAGCUGGUAAAGCGCAGUGAGCCUUACAUUACACAGUAGGAGGAGCAAAGUUGCCAAGAUGUUGCUUGAUGUGGAUGGGUUGCAGGUGUAUUUUCCAUAUGAUUUUAUCUACCCUGAGCAAUACUCAUACAUGUUGGAUCUCAAGAGAGCCCUUGAUGCUAAGGGCCACUGUUUACUGGAGAUGCCUUCUGGAACUGGAAAAACCAUCACACUGCUUUCUUUAACCAUCUCCUAUCUAAGGGCAUAUCCACAAAAUCUCACCAAGCUCAUUUAUUGCUCCAGAACAAUUCCAGAAAUAGAAAAAGUGAUUGAGGAGCUUCGCAAGCUAAUGGCUUACAUAGAGAAAGAAACUGGAGAGCCUUCCAAGAUUAUUGGCAUUGCUAUGGCUUCAAGAAAACACCUGUGUAUCAAUCCUGAGGUCAAUAAAGCAAGGGAUGGAAAGGUCAUUGACAGUGGAUGCCAUGCACUCACAGCGUCUUAUGUGCGCUCUAGGGCUCAGCGGGAUGACACUAUUCCUCAGUGCGAUUUUUUUGAAAAGUUUGAUCUACAUGGCAAGGAAUUUCCUAUUCCUGCUGGAUGCUACAAUAUUGAUGACCUUCGUGAAUUUGGAAAUCAGAAAGGAUGGUGCCCUUUUUUUUUUUUUUAGCUCGGCAUCCCUGUAUUGCAUGUGGAUGUUGUUGUCUAUAGUUACCUCUACUUAUUAGAUCCAAAGAUUUCUGAGAUUGUAUCAAAAGAGUUUAAAAAAGAAUCUUGUGUAGUCUUUGAUGAAGCUCACAAUUCAGAUAACAUAUGCGUCGAUUCAAUGAGUAUCAACAUUAAUAGAAAGGUAUUGGACAAGGCUAAAACAUGUGUAACCAACCUUAAUGAACAUAUACAAAGGAUCAAAGAGUCAGAUAGUAACAGACUCCAGGAAGAGUAUAACCGGCUAGUAGCUGGUCUCCGGCAUGCUGCCAGUAACCAAGAAGUUAUCGCUAGUCCUGUCUUACCAAAAGAUCUUCUGGAAGAAAAUAUUCCAGGGAACAUAAGAACAGCCGAUUACUUCAUAUCUUUUAUGCGCCGCUUAAUUAAUUUUUUGAAAAUGCGCUUGACUGUCACACAUGCUGUCCAGGAAUCACCAGCAGGCAUGCUCAAGGAUCUUAAAAACAGGGCUUUCAUUGAUCGCAAACCAUUAAGGUUCUGCUCUGAGCGUCUGUCUUCCAUUAUACGUUCCUUGGAGUUAAUGGACAUCAGUGACCUCUCACCUUUAAUUGCCAUUGCUCAUUUUGCCACCUUAGUGUCCACUUACAUGCAGGGUUUUGUAAUAAUUAUUGAACCUUUUGAAGAUAAAGCUCCAAAUAUUCCAAAUCCAAUUAUGUAUUUAAGAUGCCUUGAUUCUUCCAUUGCUAUCAAGCCAGUUUUCACAAAGUUUCAGACGGUUGUGAUCACUUCUGGUACUCUUUCACCAUUAGACAUGUAUCCUAAGAUCUUAGAUUUUCACCCAGUUGUUCAAAAUUCAUUCACUAUGACACUAGCUCGGCCAUGUAUUCUCCCAAUGAUAGUGACAAAGGGCAAUGAUCAGGUGGCAAUAUCAUCCAAAUUUGAGUCUCGAGAUGAUCCUGCUGUAGUUCGAAAUUAUGGAAAACUACUUGCAGAAAUGGCAAAAAGCGUACCUGAUGGAAUGGUAUGCUUUUUUACAUCAUAUUUGUACCUGGAAAAUGUUGUAGCCACCUGGUAUGAUCAUGGUAUCAUAAGUGAUUUGCAGAGGCAUAAACUGGUUUUCAUAGAGACACAAGAUGAUGCAGAAACUUCCCUUGCCCUCGUCAACUAUAUGAAGGCCUGUGAUAGAGGGCGAGGAGCAAUUUUACUUGCUGUAGCAAGAGGUAAAGUCUCAGAAGGAAUAGAUUUUGACCAUCAUUAUGGUCGAUGUGUCAUUAUGAUGGGAAUCCCUUUCAUGUAUACCCAGAGCAGGAUUCUGAAGGCCAGACUUGAGUAUUUACGUGACCAGUUCAACAUCAGAGAAAAUGACUUCCUGACCUUUGAUGCCAUGCGUCAUGCAGCUCAGUGUGUGGGGAGAGUUAUGCGUGGAAAGACAGAUUAUGGUAUCAUGCUGUUUGCAGACAAACGCUUCUCUAGGGCUGAUAAACGAAGUAAAUUGCCACGGUGGAUUCAAGAGCAUUUAGUAGAUAGUAAAUGUAACCUUUCUACAGAAGAGGCUGUACAGGUAACAAGGCCUUGGCUGAGACAGAUGGCUCAGCCGUUCACUCGGGAUGAUCAGUUAGGCGUGUCACUUCUCACUCUUGAACAACUAAAUUCGGUGGAAAAUAUUGAAAAAGUUCAAAAGAGAGCGCAGCAGUCUUUUUGAAUCAAUAUUCUAUAUUGAUUUUUAGUGUUGCAAAGCCAGAAUUUUUUUUUUUUUUU
Cherax quadricarinatus is the source of this 2501-nucleotide messenger RNA. The record is from RefSeq and is a predicted model, not a curated record. NCBI's taxonomy places the organism in Eukaryota, Metazoa, Arthropoda, Malacostraca, Decapoda, Parastacidae.